This is a messenger RNA of Linum trigynum, 2685 nucleotides long. NCBI's taxonomy places the organism in Eukaryota, Viridiplantae, Streptophyta, Magnoliopsida, Malpighiales, Linaceae. The record is from the annotation of a GenBank genome assembly.
AUGGGGAUGGUGGAGAAUGACAGGAGCGGGGGGAGCGGGGAGGAUCGGAAGAACGAGGAGGCGGCGGCGAUGAGUGAGGGGCCGCCGCCUAAGUCGCCUUGGAAGAAGCCGACGGCGGCCGGUGAUUUACCGGUGAUGAGUGGUAGUGAUGAGUCAUGGCCUGCUCUUGCUGAUGCAGCGCAACAACGGGCCAAGAAUUUGGACGCUAGUACUAAAUCGGGGGCUAAUUCUGAAGUGGCUGCCCCUCCUCAACAACCACGACCACCUCAGCAGCAACAGGGAUCGUCAGGGCAACCAAAGUCACAUAGCGGGCACCCUAAUUCUGCACAUAGAUACUCAUCAUCCAGGCAUCAAAAGUCAGGGGCUAAGCGGAAUCCAAACGGAGCUCCCCCUUUCCCAGCACCUUUACCUUACCAGCAACCAAUGAUGCCAAGUGCCUUUCACGGUGCAAUACCCCCGCCUCCCAUUGCUGUUCCUGCUUUUGCUUACCCUCCUGCACCUCUUCCUACUGUGGAACCUCAUUUGGUGAAGCCUGGAACCGAAACGUUACCAAUUCAACCUUUCCCUCCACCAAAUAGUGUUCAGUCUCCAAUGAGGGGGGACUCCGAUGGUUACCAGCCAAAUUUUCCAAAAAGGAGAUCUGAUGCACAAGAGUCCAAUGGCCAUAUAGGUCACACAUGGCACCAUCAACGAGCAUUUAAUCCCAGAGGCUCUAAUAUCCCUUUGCAUCAGGGAAUGGGGGCAAGGCCUAUGGUCAGGCCCCCCUUUUUCCCUCCAGGUCCAGGCUUCAUGGUUGGCCCAGCCUUCCCUGGCUCACCUAUGUACCCUAUCCCUGUUGUACCACCUGGCGGAUUUAGGGGGCCUCAUCCACCACAUUUCAUCCCGUAUCCUCUGAAUCCUGGGCAUCUCAUGCUUACCUCUGAGCAUUUAACUUUGGAAGAUCGUGUAGUGAAACAAGUAGAGUACUAUUUCAGUGAUCAAAAUCUGCAGACUGACAGUUUUUUGGUGUCCUUAAUGGAUGCACAAGGAUGGGUCUCAAUAUCAGCUAUUGCUGACUUUAAGAGGUUGAAAAGAAUGACUACGGAUGUAGCACUUAUACUUGAUGCACUACAGAGUUCUAAUGCAGUGGAAGUACAGGCUGACAAGGUCCGGAAACGUGAGGGGUGGUCAAAAUGGGUUCCACAAUCAGUUAUGAAGGCAACAGAGUUGAAAGAUCAUACUGCUGAUGGCCAGAUUCUAGGGAAGGCUCAUGGAGAUAAUGCAGGAGAAGCCUCUUUAAAGGACAAUGAAUACCUAUCAGAUGCCACUGCUUCAGUGGCUAACAAUUCGGCGAAUGUAAAUGAUCCUGAGACUGUGCUUUCUGGUCAUAUAGAAGGCAGUAACAGAUCUACUGUGUCGGAGACAAAGAACCGAGAAUUUGAGAAUAGGAAUGAGCCUCCAAUUUCUUGUGGUAAUGAAGGAUCAGAGAUGCCGAUGUCGUUGCAUAUUGAUGAGCAGAAUCUUGGAGAUCUUUCGAGUGAUUUUGCCAACACAUUUAUGCUGGAUGAAGAGCUGGAGCUUGAACAGAAAGUGCUGAAAGUUGAUUGUUCUUCUCCACGCAGGAGGGAUGACGAUGAUGAUGAGACGAUAGUGAGUGAUCAGGAUGUUCACAGACUUGUAAUUGUCACCCAGAAUAGUACCUUAGAUGGAGAAUCAAAACCUGAUGGUACGGAAUCAAAACCCAUUUCAAAUGAGCUUGCUUCUGCGAUAAACGAUGGUCUCUAUUUCUAUGAGCAGGAGCUCAGAGCUAAGCGUAGCAAUCGGAAGAAAAAUAGUUCUAGUUAUGAGGCUAGAGAUGGUAACUUUAGAUCUACAAAUAACUCUCCUGGAGUAUCAAAUUCAAGGACUGCUGCUGGAAGUCCGGGAAGUAAUGCUCACGAGGACUCUCGAAAUGGCAUUAAUAUCAAGAAACAGAAUAGAAAUCCAUCAAAGCAAAAUUUGUCUAAUAAGCAAAGAUUCUUCUCGGGACGUAAAGCUUUUGGGGCCAUAUCUGAAAGCCCGCCUAGUAAAUCAGUUGGAUUUUUCUUUAGUUCUACGCCUCCUGAGAACCAUGGGCCCAGGUCCUCGAAGUUAAGUGUUUCGCCUCACAGUAAUCUUUCAGGCAGUAGCCCGCCAGUUGGUUGCACGCCAAAGUCAUUUCCUCCUUUUCAACAUCCUAGUCAUCAGCUUUUGGAAGAAAAUGGCUUCAAGCAGCAGAAGUACCUGAAAUAUCAUAAACGAUGCCUUAAUGACAGGAAAAAGAUGGGUAUUGGUUGCAGUGAGGAAAUGAACACAUUAUACAGGUUUUGGUCAUUUUUCCUGAGAGACAUGUUUGUCCCUUCGAUGUACAACGAGUUCCGUAAACUUGCCCGUGAAGAUGCUGAAGCCAAUUAUAACUACGGGAUGGAGUGCCUUUUCAGAUUCUAUAGUUAUGGUCUAGAGAAGACAUUCAUGGAGGACGUGUACAAGGACUUUGAAGAACUCGCUCUUGAUUCCUACCGCAAAGGAAAUCUUUAUGGCCUUGAAAAGUACUGGGCAUUCCACCAUUACCGGAGCAGCAAAGAGCCGCUGAAGAAAGACCCCGAACUGGAUAGGUUGUUGAGGGAAGAAUACCGUAGUUUGGAAGACUUCCGCGCCAAAGAGAAGGCUGCCGCCAACGACAGCUAG